Paramecium pentaurelia is the source of this 1631-nucleotide messenger RNA. The record is from the annotation of a GenBank genome assembly. Lineage: Eukaryota; Ciliophora; Oligohymenophorea; Peniculida; Parameciidae.
UAAUGCUAACUGAAAAAAGCUUAGAUGAUAGCUUAAAUGAUUCCUUACAACCCUCUUAGUUGAAGAAUCUUGAAGAAGAAUUUGAGACUAAUUAAAUGAUCAACUAAGAAAGCUCUGUCAAAUUGGUAAAUAACUCAUCAUACAAUUAUGUUAAACCUUAAUGUUCAUAUAGAUAUACUUAUUCAUCUGAAGAACACUCAUCCGACGAAGAGGAGAGUUAAUCAUCAAAAAUUUCAUAACAACCUUAAUUUUUGACUUUUGGUUAAAUUGAUUCAAAUUUGGGAGAAAUUAAAGAAUUGAUUAAAUAGCACAAUUAUUAAUAAGCAUAUCAAUAAUUAGUAAGAUUCCAAGAAGCAAAAUAAGAUUAAUUGUCAUAAGAAAAUAAAUAAUAUUUGUAAUACCUCUUCACAUAAAUUUACUUUGGAUUAUAAAUGUAUAGGGAAAUGUUUUAAAUUGCAAACUAAAUAAUAAAUUAAGAUCAAGAUUAUGUUGAUCAUACAUUAGAUAUGUUGAUCAAUGCUUCUUUAUUGAUAAAUAAUUUAGAAUUAGCACUUUAAUAUUAACUUUAAUUGAUUAAUAGGUCAAAUUAUGAUUAAAAUGAGUAAUUACGACUAGGUAAAAUUUAUAUGUUAUUGGAAAAACCAGUUGAAGCAUAUUUUAGUUUUCUUGGAUCAUAUAAGGCUGGAAAUUAAGAAGCUUUAGAAUAAUUAAUUGAAAUCGGACACACUGUGGAUCAAAGAGCUUUUCCAGAUCUUGCAUAUAAGUAUAUUAAUAGCAAAAACUAAAAAAACUAAAAAGUGUUAGCAAAAACUUUGUUUAAUCUUGCAAAAAUUGAAUAUCCAAAUAAAAGUUCUUUAUAACAUCAGGAAUAAGGAUAUUCAAUUUUAGUCUAAAUAAAUGGAGUGAAUGAUUAAAAUACAAUCAAAGCUUUAUGUAAUCUAGCAUGUAUGAGGUUGCAAUUCUAGUAAUGGUAAGAAGCUGAAAAGGAUUUUGAACUUUGUUUAUAAAUAAUUUCAUAAUUAGAAGGAUAAGCAAAUAGAUAAUUUAUAUUUUGUUUAUAACAACUUUCUUAAUGUCAAUAUUAAUCAAAAAAAUAUGAAUAAUCUUUAGAAACUCUUGAAAGAUGCUUUAAUUUAGCUUCAUAAUCAACAAAUGUUAUUAAAAAAGAAUUUUUAGAUAGAAUACUUUUUAAUAUUGCAUAUGUAAAAAUAAUUAUGAAAUAAAAUUUUUCUGGUACCUUGUCAAAAUUAAUUGCUACUCAAAAUUCAGUAUUAUUAAAUGAGAUUGGAAUUAUUUUAUAAAAGCAUGAAUAUAUUGAUGAAGCUAUCGAAUUAUAUAAUGAAGCUUUAAAUUGGAGUUCAAAUGAUUAACAUGUUUUAAUUAGUUUUAACUUAGCAGGUUGUUAUGGAUUAAAAAAGGAUUAUACGAGGAGUGUUGAUCUUUAUAAACAAUGUUCAAUCGAAAUGGAUGAUAGAUUAAAAUGCGAUAUUGAAAGAAAAAUAAGUUAAGUCUAUUAUUCCUGUUCAAAAUUUAGAGAAUCAUUAUUCCAUUUAAAAAGAGCAUAUCAAUUAGCAAAAGAGUUUAAUCUAGAUUGUAUUUCAGAAAUUAAAUAAGAAUUAAAAAAAUUUUGA